AUGUUCAUAAAGUUAAUAUGCACGGCCAAAAGGCUAGAGAAAAAAAAGUUGGAUUUGUUGCAAGAGAAGCAUGGCGCGUGGAAUCAGGCCCAGGACAAAGAGGCGGCCUUUACUCUGGGUCAAAAGUACAGAAGGCGAAUGGUCGAUUUGAGACGACGGUGCACCAGAUGCUGCAGCUUCCCAAAACACUCCUUCCUCUAUCGACGAUGCUUCAACCUGCGACGCGACGGCACCUGCGAGAAUUACACGGCGAAAAGCGUGGCCGGUUUCUUCGGCGGUUUUUGUCUAACCUACGUCUUCUUCAUGUUCUUCGUGCUGCAACUGAAUUUCAAGCUGUCCACUGCGACGAUCAUGUGCUCCAUCUUCGGCAGCAUUCUCACGAUCGGCCUGGCCUUCAGCUUCAAAGUUCGAUGCAUUGUGUUCCUCGUGUUGCCACAGUUCUUUUCGAAGAAGGGAAGACAGGCCCUUCUGGCAUACGCCUUCAUACUUGCCAUCACAGGGCCCGCUAAAAAUACCUUGAACAACAUGAGCAUCCUAGGAGAAUCGAUGGCCUGCGGACAGGAACAACUUAAAGCGGCGGUGAGGCAAAUCCUGGAAGUUAUCAAGAAACCCUUCUAUGCCAUCCGCGACGCGAUAAAAGCAGUUGUGAAGACCGUAAAAGAAAUAGUGGUUAAAAUCAAAGAAAUACUGCUAACUAUAAAAAGGAUCAUCAUGUCCUUGAUUAAAGUCAUUAAAUCAGCAUUCGAAUUCAUCGCAAACAUAAUGAACUUUUGCAACAAGGAAAUUGGCACACCUUACCAACGGUGCAAGAGCGCUUUCGAAGACGCCAUCACGGAUUGUAACGCAAAGCUGGGACCUCUUUUCAACUGGUUAUGCAAUAUAACUUACUUAGUGAAAAGCGUCUGUUACAUUGUUAAACUGUUGGACUACGUAUGUAUGGUUGUCGAUUUCAUCAAGGACACCGUCAGUACAAUACUCUUAAGAGUAAAGCAAUUUGUUCGUCAUAUAAGAACAAUGUUUUACGUUCGCAUCAAGUUUUCCCACUCUUUCCAUUAUGAAUCUAAUCAUUCCAAGUCGAUGACGGACAUUACUACCGGCAUCGUCACUGAACUAAAGCAACGCACUUCCGGUUUGAUUCGCAUCUUCGAUUUCAUGAGCUGCGCCGCGAGUCUUUUCUUCAUUUUUAUGGUGUUCAAAGUAAUAUACUAUCGUCAUAAGUUUUUGACCAACGAAAGAUUUGAUAAUAAAUUCAUUACCGAUGAUUUUCGAAAAAUCGACUUGAGGCGCGCUCAGAUGGGAUUAGAAACGGUGCUGCCAUUGAAUCACAGAGAGCGCCAGCAAUAUAUAACGACAAGUUCCGUCCGAUUAAUAACCAAAGAGAAAUCGCAACUCUCCCAAUCAACUAUGGUUCUACUCAUGGCCAGCAUGAAACUAUUGACUCAUAUGGCAACCGAUUAUUCUCUCUAUUGGAUCAUGACUUUGAUCAGAUACUACGGCAGAUUUCAAUCGAAGAUUGAAGCUCCUAAUGUUCCAACGUUGAAAAUUCAGGGCGAGGGUUUCCUCGCCAAAUUGCUUAAAGGAAUUGUUAAAGCAUUCCAGCCAAUUGGAUUAAAUUUGGAAGUCGAUACAAUUCCAUGUCUUCCUGAUCCAAUUCCACCGGAUUAUGAUAGAUAUAUACAAAUUGCAUCGCUUUUAGUAUUGUGCUGGUUUUUAGCGCUAUUUGAACCGUACGGUCUUCGCUUUAGGCAUUCUGUUAUGUGUUUUUAUCAUCCUCAAAGAGCUCGGGAGAGAUCUAUUUGGCUUUAUAAUAAUAUCUUGAGAUCCAGAUCAUCAUUUCUAAAGUUUGCCAGAAGACAGUUACGUAGAAAAGUAAAGGGCGACAAGAGAAUUACGAAGAUCACUUGUAUGGAAUAUCUAAGGGCUAAUUUAAAGUGCCGCAUAUGCCGGUGGAUUUUAGGUGAAGGCAAACAGGAAGCUUGUCUUUUGUGCGGUGAGGUUUUCAGAGAAGGAGUUGGAAAGAAGCCGAUCAAAUGCCAAACGCCGGAUUGUCCUGGUAUUUACUGUGAACAAUGUUUUGCUGACUUGCAGAAUUUGUGCACCGUCUGUUUAGAUCCGAUACAGUACGGAGAUAUAUCUGACAUUAGUGAAGAAAAAGAUUCUUCAGAAGAUGAUGAAAAACAAAGAAAGAAAGUGGAUAGAAAAAAGAAGUUUAUAAAGAGAAAGCAGGAGGAUUUCCACGAUGACAACGAUGAAGAUGAUUAUGAUGAUGAUCGAGGCGCUUUAAUAAGAAAAACUGAAAAAGAUUUGGAUUAUUUCAGUUCCCCGCCUGAAUCAAGUGGCAAUGAAACCGAUUACUCGUACACUUAUCAGACCAUCAAAGAUAUUACAAAACCGUCGGGAGAUUAUAGAAGAGAUCACUUCAAAGAUCUGGAAGAACAAGGACUUCCGAAUCAGGCAUCCAUGGACGAUUUUCAUGGCGAUACAACUGAUAUAACAACUGAUUUCGAUUCGUCAUCUAGUCACAUAACUGAAUUUAAAAGCCCGAGUUCGCUGCAGCACUUGAACACCUCGAUACGUCCGACAUUGAACGACCACGGAUCAAAGUUGUCUUUAUUAAAUUCCUCUCCGAGCCAAAAUAGCGUUACAACACCAACAACUUCGCUCGUGCAGGAGGAAAUUUCUUCUCAUCCGCAGGAUGAUCUAACAAUGAUAAAUCUAUUUGCUAAACGAACAAACUCCAAAAUUUCCACAGAGAGUAUUGCAAUGGAAGAAAUCCCAACAGAUUCAACAAUGCAGGGAACAUCGGUACGUCAACCUCUUUCGUCGCAUACAGAAACCACCUUUAUUUUAUCUCCAAGGAGAUACGGUUCGAACAGCAAUUUGUCUUCCACUGGAAGAACAUCAAGAGAAUUGAUUUCAAAAACCAGUUUAAUAACGGAAUUGGAGAAUGUUCGUGAAGCAAUUCAUGCGAAUAUCACAAAACAAAUUUUAAGCAGGAAAAGACCAGAAAUACCAAUGCAGGGUGUUAAACAUCCGUAUGAUGGUCUUUCCGAACUUGAUUUCGGACGUGACCAUCCAGACGUUCCUAACUUAAAUUUAGAAUUCUUGCAAGUGGAUGAAAACACUGGAACAGUCAAAACAUGCUGUUGCACGAAAAGACACUAUUGCAACUGUAAAUACUUUAAGAAUUCUGUUACAUAUAGAAUAGAUAGCGACUCGUCGAGGAACGGAGAAAGUAGUUCUUUCAUUACAGAAAUCCUAUCACCGAAAACAAAUUUGAAAACACCAAAGGAUGAUAAUUCCGUUAUAGUCUCGUCAAUAUUAAAAACAAAGAGAAAUCCUACAUUCACAGUUCAACAGGCUAUAUCUCCAAUAAGUAUAGAGCCUGGCGAUAGUCCCAUAACAUCAACAUAUCCAGAGAGCUACUCGGAUAUCCACAGGGAAGUAAGAUUUGUUCAUCCUGAAAAAUCUGCAACUACUUCCAGUAGCACAUCAACUUACAUCACAGAUCCUUACGACUUUGGCGUGGAUCCAAUCCUAGAACCAAUAGCUACAUCAUCGUCCAGCAACUACUUCGAGGAAGGUCUACGGCAAAGGCGAAUGACUACUAAAGAUGAACUAUAUAGACAGAGGAUUAAAGAUUAUUACAGAAAGUUAAAAUAUGAUUACGUUCGCUAUUAUGAGCCACCGCCAAUGAAAAUGAAUCCUAUUAAAAAGUUCAUUAAUCUAUUUAGGAAAAAAAAUAAAAAGUUGUAUUCCUAG
Messenger RNA from Nicrophorus vespilloides, 3762 nucleotides. RefSeq names its product DC-STAMP domain-containing protein 2-like. The record is from RefSeq and is a predicted model, not a curated record. NCBI's taxonomy places the organism in Eukaryota, Metazoa, Arthropoda, Insecta, Coleoptera, Silphidae. Bases 1 to 3762 code for a protein of 1253 amino acids. The transcript has 10 exons. Gene Ontology annotation, cellular component: membrane.